Messenger RNA from Gaeumannomyces tritici R3-111a-1, 699 nucleotides. RefSeq lists its product as hypothetical. The record is from RefSeq and is a predicted model, not a curated record. The transcript has 3 exons. The coding region runs from base 1 to 699 and encodes 232 amino acids. Lineage: Eukaryota; Fungi; Ascomycota; Sordariomycetes; Magnaporthales; Magnaporthaceae.
AUGCCGUAUCCAAAAAAACCAAAAUUUUCGGAAACCACGUCCUUUUCGCUAGCGUUACAAUUGUUGCCGCUAAAAUUGUCGGCGCUAAAAGCGGUACUUCCCGGCGCUAAUACGGACGCCGUACCCUUACGGGAAGCCGCGCGGCUCAAUUUUGCGCUGGAUGCGCUUUUGGAUAACGGUUUAACGUUCGUAACGCGCAAAUUGUUCGGCCGAUAUGGUAUAAAAGGAUUUGGCUUUUUAAAUAGCCUUACGGGCGCGAAAUUAAGCUUUAAUAAGCUUUUCGAAAAGCUUCGGUAUUGUUUUGGGCAAUUAUUUGUAAACGCAUAUCGGUAUACGGGGGUUAACGGCAUAAUUUUAAUAUGCUUAAUAACCAAAAUAACGGUUACAAAAUACCGUACGCUCCGUAUAAUUGUUUUUAAAAAGGGGCAAAUAAAUAAAGUUUUAAUUAUCGCUUUAUUAAAAAUCGAUAACCUCCCGCAACGGGAGCGCGUUGCGGAUAUUUAUAUAAAGCGAAAAAAAGGCAAUGUCCGUUUCGGGGGCAAAUCCAUUAAAAUUAAAAACGUUGCAACGGCGUUCGUUACGCGCUUUACGCUUUUUUUCGGCGAAGGUUUUUUUACCGCGGCGGUUAAAGCCCGCCGGGGGGUUACCGGCAAAACGCUUGCGGGAAUUUUAAAAAGCUGCAAGCGUAAAAGGGCCUAA